UGGUGCCCCGCCCCCCAUGUCCGCCCCUCACUGCCCCGGUAACGGUACCGUAGCGCAGAGUUAGUGUAGAGAGAGAUGGAGGACGGUCAGGAGAGCAACGCGAUGAGGGAACAGAAGAAGAGAGAUCGGCAGCCAGAGCUGAUCAGCACUGACAGUGACAUUGGUUUGUGUGGGUGGCUCCUGGUGCUCUUCUCCAUCCUGCUGACCCUCCUCACUCUGCCCCUGUCCAUAUGGAUGUGCAUCAAGAUAGUGAAGGAGUAUGAACGAGCCAUAAUCUUUCGUCUGGGACGUAUUUUGCGAGGAGGAGCAAAAGGUCCAGGUCUUUUCUUUAUACUGCCCUGCACUGACAGCUUCAUUAAUGUGGACAUGCGCACCAUCACCUUCGACAUCCCCCCUCAGGAGGUCCUGACGAAAGACUCUGUGACUGUUAGCGUGGACGGCGUGGUGUAUUACCGAGUGCAGAACGCCACCCUGGCCGUGGCAAACAUCACCAACGCUGAUGCCGCCACUCGCCUUCUGGCUCAAACCACCCUGAGGAACGUGCUGGGAACUAAGAACCUGGCCGAGAUCCUCUCUGAUCGCGAGGAGAUCGCUCAUAGCAUGCAGAGCACUUUGGAUGAAGCGACUGAUGACUGGGGCAUUAAGGUGGAGCGAGUAGAAAUUAAGGACGUUAAACUGCCACUGCAGCUCCAGAGAGCCAUGGCUGCUGAGGCAGAGGCUACCAGAGAGGCCAGAGCUAAGGUAAUUGCUGCUGAGGGGGAGAUGAAUGCGUCUCGUGCGCUGAAGGAAGCGUCUCUGGUGAUAGCAGAGUCUCCCUCAGCGCUGCAGCUCCGCUAUCUGCAGACCCUCAACACCAUCGCCGCCGAGAAGAACUCCACCAUCAUCUUCCCCCUGCCCAUGGACAUGAUGCAGAGCUUCCUCAAACGCUGAGCAGAGUGCUUCUGUCUCUUACACACACACACAUGGUCUAGCUUGACAUCAUCACUGACGAUAUUAUAUUUCUGCGUGCCUAUUAUUCUCUAUAAAGAGCGCUGGUCUAAUCUUUUAAAAGCCUUAAGCCAUAAUCAGUCAAAACAUGCAAUUUUGCUGAAUUUUGCUUAUGUUACAAGCUCAUAUUUCAUUUUAAACAUUUAUACUUUUUUAUAUUUUAUUUUAAAAUGUUUUGUUUUGUUUUUGGUUGGUUAGAAAUAUUAAAAUGAUUUUUUUAAGUAGGUCAUUAAAUAAAUUAAAUUUUCGCUGUCCAAUGAAAAAUAUGUAUCUCCAAAAUAACAACUUAGAAAAACAGAACAGAGAUAAAAAAAAAAAAAAAAAAAUCAUAACUUACAGUGGAAAUCAAUAUUAAAAUAGUUUGCUUUAGGUAAUUUUGAAGAAUUUUUAUUGGUCCGUUUUUCAAGAAAUUUCGACAUAGUGUAAAGGAUAGUUUGUGUGUCUAAAAUGCGUAGUAAACUAAAAAUCAACAAAAAUGGAGAUACUUGUUUUUCAUUGGACAGCAAUGAAAUGAAGUAUUAGAUACAGUUGUAUUAGAGAACGCUGUUACCUCUCGAGCAAAAGCUACUACUUAUUUUCUUUGUGAAUAUUUGAGCUGCUUUUAUUGUUUAAUAAUAUAUAUUUUGGAUUCACAUAUAUUUAGAGAUCACCAAAGAUAUGCAUGACUUAUCAAAUGGAGAGUGUGUGUGUAGGAUCAUUAAAGUGAGGUUAUGAGGCUGAGCUGCAUCAUGUGCAUGCUUUGUGUGAACCUUUGCUUUUUUUAUUUUAUUGUAUUUUUUUAUUUCAUCAUCAGUUUUCCUGUUAUUAAUCAAUAUGUGUCAAUAACGUGCCAUAAUACAUUCACACUGCCAUCUAGCUACUAUAACAUUACUGCACUCACCAUGAUCUUAAGUAGAAAAUCGCCUCAAGUGUUGGAGAAUUAAUGGGCCAAGUAGAAGUUGUAUACAUAUAUACUACAGUGAAAAGCAGCGUUUUAAAUCAAAUCAACCUCAUUUGGCCUAAUUAUUAGAGGUUAUUCUAAUAUACUGUAGUUAUAGACGAUCAUUAGUAAAGUAGGGAUUCACCGAAUAUCCAGCAACAAUUAUUAAUAUUUGUUUACAAAAUUAAGGUAUAUAAAAAAAGAACAGAAAAAUGAAAAGAAAGAUUAAUUUAUACUAAACAAUGGUGAUUUUGACUAUGCAUUCAAGUCACAACCAGUGUGGAGUAAAGCCCUAUCUGAACUGGAUUAGUUUUUACUCAGGGGGACGCCUCUGAACUGUAAUUGAAAAAACAGGAGGACCAAUGUGUUUUUAGGCUUUUUUCUCGGUCACAUGACAUCGUGUUCAGCAGCUCCUCCAUUUCCACUCGCUGUUGUGUUUUUACGUGGAAACGCACGCCCAAAGUGUAAUUACGGUGCGCGGCAGUGGACAAAUAGCUAUUUUAUGAUACGCGAGGAGACGAAACUCAGAGAUGUGCGCCCGGACAGGAACACACACAUGGUUGUUCCAGACAGAAAUAAAAUAACAGAGGACCCCCCAAAAAAGAAAUAAUUAACCCAGGUUCUAUUGUCAUUUCGGUGCAUCCCUAGUAUAAGGCUGUACAAAUAUCCAGAAUAUCCAGAACUACAGUAUUUAUACCUAAAAUUUUCAUUAACACAUUUAUCAUACAGACUUUAUUGUAUGCUGUUAUUAAAAAGUAUUACAAUAUUAAAUAUUAAGAAAUAUCUAAAAAAACAAAAAACAAACAAAAAAAGGUUUGGGAGAAUGACCUCACACAACUUCUCUUUAUUGUUACGUUCUAUGUACCAUCUUCAACCCUCACAUUUUCAUCAAGAAAAGUUUUAUUCAAUUAAUUUUGUAUUGAUAUAGUAAGCUGGCUGUGGUUAGUUGUGGAGAAGGAGGAUCAGGUUAUGGUCUUUUCCAAAUUUCAGGUAUUGUCUAACAUUCAUAUUCCUGCAUUUGUUCUGCAUUUACAUCAACUGUAUGAAUGUUUUAUUUUCUCUUCCAUACAAAUAAGUGUAUUUACAUCUGUGUGUAUUCCUUUAAAUGUAAAUAUAACUAAAUUGUUUACCUGGAA
Astyanax mexicanus (Mexican tetra) is the source of this 3042-nucleotide messenger RNA. RefSeq names its product stomatin (gene stom). The transcript has 7 exons. Bases 76 to 930 code for a protein of 284 amino acids. Gene Ontology annotation, cellular component: plasma membrane. NCBI's taxonomy places the organism in Eukaryota, Metazoa, Chordata, Actinopteri, Characiformes, Acestrorhamphidae. The record is from RefSeq and is a predicted model, not a curated record.